This is a messenger RNA of Penicillium samsonianum, 2158 nucleotides long. RefSeq names its product YagE family protein. NCBI's taxonomy places the organism in Eukaryota, Fungi, Ascomycota, Eurotiomycetes, Eurotiales, Aspergillaceae. The coding region runs from base 1 to 1572 and encodes 523 amino acids. The transcript has 2 exons. The record is from RefSeq and is a predicted model, not a curated record.
AUGGCGCCUGACGCAGAGAAUUCUCCUCUGCUGCCGCAGCAUCAGAACUCGGCCUCCAAUACGUCACCACGGGCAAACCGGACGUCGCGGUCGGUAACCUUCAAUCCGCUCACCCAAAUUAGCACCUAUGGCACCACUGCCUCUACAUCCGAUCCUACAUUCCGACCCUUGCAAGCAGGCUCACCUCCUGUGCAGAAUGUCAACGCCCAGGGAGGCCAGCCCCGUCCUGGCAGCCAGCCCAUGCUCUCAGCAUUGAACAGCAAGCUUCGUCGUCGCAAUAGUCAUGGGGCUCCCUUCAACCCCAUAUCCAAUCCACCACAUGCGGCAUCUAAGAUUGGACCGCAGCGAACAACCAAAAAAGCGCAAAAACUAAAACUGCUGCCGGACCCUGUGACGGAAGAGGAAGAAGGGUCUGAUGGAGAUUUCCCUCGGGAUGUCUAUUCACAAAUCACUCGCAUCAAGGACCCCGCCGCACGAAGCCAUGCUGCACGACUGGGCAAAGCCGACCGCGAUCGCAUACCUCGGGUGACAGCUUACUGCACGGCCAAUUCGUAUCGACUCGAAGGCGUUAUCAAGUUCCUCAAGUCGCGGAGCAAGACUCGUGGAGCCAACCCUAAGCUGUAUGAUGAAUGCGUCUACUCUCCUUUUGAUUACCAGUACGAAGAAAAGCAGAACGCACGGUUAUUUCAAGAUCCAAAUGGCAAUGGACACCAUGAGAGGCGACCCAGUGAAAGAAGAUACUCGGAUAGUGCGGUGGAGGUUGAAGACAAUAAGAAGACCAGAAGAGAGGACUUGAUUGAUCUGCACAACGAGCGCAGUCACUCAAAUGAUAACGAACAAGUAGUCGUCAAAGACACUCCUGAUAUUGACACCACAAUCCAUACACCCGAGAUAUUCCUCUUCGACUACGGAACGGUCGUAAUAUGGGGAAUGACGCCCGCGCAAGAAUCAAGAUUCUUGUCCGAUAUCUCCAAAUUUGCGACCUCCAUAUUGAGUCCUGAUGACACGCAGAUUGAGAACUUCAAUUUCUACUAUGCGCGCGAGUACCAGGCCAGGAUUUACAACGACUUCAUCUCUCUUCGCGAUCCACGCAACAACAUGGUCAAGCUGGCAAUCUCUCAUGCUCUGGCCCAAUCGGUCAAGACCUCGCUUUUCGAAGAUCUUCUGUCAGAAACAAUCACCGACACUGCACCGCUACCUGCCCAGAUUGCGCAAACUGGUAGCGUCAAUCUCACCCGUCGGCAAAUCAAUAUGCAGAUUGGAGAGCUUUUCAUUCUCCGUAUCAAUAUUCACUUGCAAGGAUCUGUCCUCGAUAGCCCGGAACUCUUCUGGGCAGAGCCGCAGUUGGAACCUGUCUACCAGGCAGUCCGAAGCUACCUGGAGAUGGAUCAGCGUGUCAGUCUGCUGACGGAACGGUUGGAUGUCAUUGCGGAUCUUCUUGCAGUUCUAAAGGAUCAAUUGACACAUCGCCAUGGCGAGUAUCUCGAAUGGAUUGUCAUUGUCUUGAUCGCCGCAGAGAUUCUUGUGGCUGGAAUCAACAUUGUCGUCGAUCUCUACGCUGGAGUAGACUAGAGUGACAGAUACUGUACUCAUCAACCAAAUCCACGCUCGUCUCGACCAAUCAACUGUGCUGCGAAUACUUGUCUCUCAUGCUAUGUAUUACCGGCAUAUUGCUUAUGUGCCUUGUCAUACAAUCCAUUCCGAUCCUACAUCGACAACCGCACAAGGAACACAGCAUGCGGGGAAAACACCUGACAGAACUCGCCCGAUGUCAUUCCAGCCGCCUAAGGAUUCGAACUCACCCACCGCGUCUAAUCUUCCUAUCUGACCAUCACCCCCUGCUAUCUGUAUCAUCUUUCCAAACUCGUUAUGUCUUCACCUGUACAUGACAGAAGACAUUCAUACCCAGAUCAUCAUAUCCCAUUCCUGUUUCCAAUAAUAGUGUGUCGUCCUUUUUACUGGUAUUGGAGUUGGCGUGGGUUCUUUCACGGGAAAACGGCGUUGGGUAUCUGUACAGAUGGUUCAAUCAAAUCGAAAUGCUAUUGGCCUUACCUUGCGGAAUAGCUCUGCAGGUGUUUUGUUUCCAAUGGAACCAAGUAUUCGUAGUCUAUACGUCCUAUCAACCCCAAAUAGUGCUAUGAGGCUUCCCAAAUAUCAA